AUGGCCCCUAACAGUAUCGAGAGUGGGUGGACCCCCACAGGACAGCCGCCGGGGGGAGACACGCAGCCCAUGACAGUAUCGAGACCUGCCUGUUCCUAUGCCAGCCAGAGCACUCCCAGGCCCGUCUGCAGCCAGAACACAGGCGGUUCCGUGUGCUUGUCCUCAGGACCCAUUAGGAAUGAAUCCAGGCCUCGGUCCUGGCCUCCUCGCUGAGGCUGGACGCUCAGGCAUCCCCUUCAGCCCCUUUCUCUAGACCUUCCUGCUGAACAAACGAAAACAUCUCACAGCCCUGCAACAGCCAGGAGCUGCUGGUGGAGCUCCAUGCCCGGCCGCAGAGAGAGGAGGCGCCCUGGGCAGCCCGCCAGCACCCGGGCUCCCACAGCGGGCGUCUUCUUCGGCUCUAUUUUGAAAGCUGUUCUUUCCACAGUGCCUUUGACAAGAAUCGAUUUGAGUGAGCCAGCGUGUCAAUACAGGCUAGCACAGGACUGGCCUCAGGGCCACAUUGGGGCGGGCAGCAACCAGGCCCUGGCUGCAGCCCACACCGGCAAAAGCAUGGCCAGGCAGGAGGUGGGACCUGUGAGGUUGGCUACAGCGACCGUGGGCUCUGGGUUCGGGGCUCCUCAGUCCUGA
Messenger RNA from Mandrillus leucophaeus (drill), 630 nucleotides. RefSeq lists its product as uncharacterized. NCBI's taxonomy places the organism in Eukaryota, Metazoa, Chordata, Mammalia, Primates, Cercopithecidae. The record is from RefSeq and is a predicted model, not a curated record.